UGCUGUAAGUAUUGCCAAGACCCCUUCAAACAUAUAUAUACUUACUUCACGCCAUUGGAAUCUUAUUAUUUUAUCCAUUUUCCAAACCCCCUCAACCCUCUUAUAUAUCUCUCCAAGGCUCUGAAAAUAUAUGUAUCCAAUAGCUCUCACAGAACAAAAAUGGAGAAAUUAUAUCUUCAUGUGUUCUCUCUCCUCCUAGUCAUCUGUCUCUUCCCUCAACUCAUAAAAUCACAAGAUGAUGAUUAUGUUCGACAACCUCCUCGCGGAGUAAUAUUCACCCACCACACUAGUUCGGAUGAGGACCCUCAACAGGUGCAUAUUUCACUGGUGGGAAAAGAUCAUAUGAGAGUUUCAUGGGUUACUGAAAGCAAGCAUGUUAAAUCAAUUGUGGAGUAUGGAAAGGAAUCUGGGAUGUAUAAUGGGAAGGCAACUGGAGAACACACAUCAUACAAGUACUUUCUCUACAGCUCUGGGAAGAUCCACCAUGUUACCAUUGGUCCCUUGGAACCUGCCACUACAUACUUCUAUAGGUGUGGAGGUUCAGGCCCCGAGUUCUCCUUCAAGACACCCCCACAAAAACUUCCCCUUGAAUUUGCAGUGGCCGGUGACCUAGGUCAGACUGAAUGGACUAACUCAACCCUACAACACAUCGGAAGCAUGGACUACGAUGUGCUUCUCCUCCCCGGUGACUUGUCAUACGCCGAUACACAGCAACCGCUUUGGGACUCCUUCGGCCGCAUUGUCGAGCCCUACGCCAGCAAACGCCCUUGGAUGGUCACAGAAGGCAACCAUGAAGUCGAGAGCAUCCCAAUCAUCAACCCUACUGGCUUCAAGGCCUACAAUGCCAGGUGGCCGAUGCCCUACCAAGAGAGUGGGUCCACCUCAAACUUGUACUACUCUUUUGAAGUUGCCGGGACCCACGUCAUCAUGCUGGGAUCCUAUGCUGAUUUUGAUGCUAAGUCAGAUCAGUACAAGUGGCUUCAGGCUGAUUUGGCAAAGAUUGAUAGGAAGGUGACGCCGUGGAUUGUUGUGCUUCUGCAUGCACCGUGGUAUAAUACCAAUUCUGCCCACAAAGGUGAAGGGGAGAGUAUGAGGAAAGCAAUGGAAGAGUUGCUGUACAAUGCAAGGGUGGAUGUGGUUUUUGCGGGGCAUGUUCAUGCGUAUGAACGAUUUACUAGGGUUUACAACAAUGAAGCUGAUCCAUGUGGUCCAGUGUAUAUGACCAUUGGUGACGGUGGAAAUCGCGAAGGACUAGCAUUAAAGUUCGAAAAUCCGGCUUCCCCUCUGUCUUUGUACAGAGAGCCGAGUUUUGGACACGGAAGGCUCAGAGUAUUAAACGAAACACAUGCAUUUUGGGGAUGGCAUCGAAACAACGAAUCAAACUCCGUUGUAAAAGACCAGGUCUGGUUAGAAAGUUUGAGCAGCUCCAAAACAUGCAUGAAAUCUGGGAGCCAGAAGGUGGGUUCAUCAUCUGUUAACGAUGAAUUAUAGGUCACAUGUCACACACAAAGUUUACAAUACCUUAGUCUUGUUGUUUUUUUAGCUAACAAAGAUUGGAAGUUACAAGGUUUCUGAGUGCAUAUGUUUAUAAAUUAUUCUUUGAUAAUUAAGUGCAAGGUGUGGAUUAUUACCUUUGAGUUCUUCGUUUAUUAUCAUGUUUUUGUAUUGGAUGCUUUGUAUAAAACAAGUUAGUGGAAAUUAAACAUCAGAUUAUGUUUUGU
Messenger RNA from Malus domestica (apple), 1721 nucleotides. Its product is annotated as purple acid phosphatase 22. Gene Ontology annotation, molecular function: metal ion binding; acid phosphatase activity. Lineage: Eukaryota; Viridiplantae; Streptophyta; Magnoliopsida; Rosales; Rosaceae. The record is from RefSeq and is a predicted model, not a curated record.